Messenger RNA from Caenorhabditis remanei, 750 nucleotides. RefSeq lists its product as uncharacterized. The record is from RefSeq and is a predicted model, not a curated record. The transcript is spliced from 3 exons. The coding region runs from base 1 to 750 and encodes 249 amino acids. NCBI's taxonomy places the organism in Eukaryota, Metazoa, Nematoda, Chromadorea, Rhabditida, Rhabditidae.
AUGACUCACGAGAAUCGAGCAAGAAUCAUUAUUAGGGAAACGAACGGUACCAGAAUAGAUGUGAAAAACCAGGAUAUGUUUAGUAUUAUUCAAAUUCUACAACUCCCAUAUUUGAAAACGAAAGAGUUGAUCAUCUUGUGCCCCGGCAGCGAAAUUCAACAAGUCAGAAAUCUUAUCACUGAAAUAUCCUCUCUGAUCAAUGCAAAGAAAUUAGACAAACUUCGAACAAAACAGUUUUACUGGAGAUGCGUUCCUGAUGAGGCUGAUGAAUUUAUUGAAUUUUUGAAACUGUUGAAUGAGAAUGAGCUAGAAAUGAUUCACAAUGAUAUGAACAAUUUUUCGAGUGACCAAAUGAAGGAGGUGGGAGGAAUGAAACAAUGGAUGAACGCCAAGGAAAUUUGGUUAGGAAAUGGAGAAGUAUCAUCUGUUGACCAAUUUUUGCAUGUACAUAACUGUAAUGUUUAUUUUUCAAAGUUGGAAGUAGAAGACAUUUGGAAAAUGAUACUGAGCUUCCAAUCUCGAGACCUUCCAAUUGGUUCUUCUUUCGAUCUUUUCACAGAAAACCCUCCAAAACUCGACGACGUGUUCAAAAUGUACAAAGUGGUGCCUAACCAUCAACCUAUAAUCCCCGACGACAUCGGAAUAAUUGGUAGACACACUCAACGUUUCAAAACUGGUUCCGAUGACAAAAUGUUGGUAGUACGAAACACUGAACUAGGCAUCAGAGGAAAUGUUUUGAAGAAGGAUUGA